AUGGCCUCCUCAGAGAGGUUUACUUGUGCUAGAUGCCAGCAUUCCGGGCGCAAAUUCGUGCUUGGCUAUGAUUCGGAGGUCUUCAAGGCUCGUGGCAGAGCAGGUGCACUCGUCUGCUCCCUUGAUGUCCCAAGCACGGUUGCCGCAGAUCCCCCCCUUACAUUGCCGGGCAUGGACACACACCCACAAAAGGAGAGCAGACCCUUCAGUACGCAACAGGAGCAAGAGAAGAGUUCCUGGAGAAGUAAAAAGGUCAGCAAAAAGAAUGAGAGGACAAACGGAAUCACCGGCUUUCACGACGUGACGAUGCCUGUUUAUACGGGCGCGCAUGCCUUGUGGGACAGCGGUACCGGAGCCAACAUAGAUGUGAUCCGGAUGGCCGUCUUUCUCAAAGAUGAGGCAGUAGACACCCCACUCCUGAGUGAAGGCGUAUGCACAACCCUCAACCGAGGGUAUGCCAUCACUCACUAUGGAAAACUCGCAUCAGCGCCACUCCCAUCAAAGCAUGCGGACACCAUACGAGCUUUGAUGAUAGCCAUCGAAGCCGCUUUCCACUGA
Molecule: messenger RNA, 558 nt
Organism: Neurospora hispaniola
Lineage: Eukaryota; Fungi; Ascomycota; Sordariomycetes; Sordariales; Sordariaceae
Exons: 4
Coding region: 1-558 (185 amino acids)
Source: RefSeq, a predicted model, not a curated record